AUGAAGAGUUUAUUGGCGCUAGCAGUAACCGUCGUGAGUGUCUUUGGUAUUGCCAUUGAUGGUUGCCAUUGCAAGGUUGUGCAGUUCAUCUUCGGCGAUUCGCUCUCCGACGUCGGGAACAACCGGUAUUUGAGUAGGAGCCUUGCUCAGGCGAACUUGCCUUAUUAUGGUAUUGAUUUUGGGAAUGGACUGCCUAAUGGGAGGUUCACUAAUGGCCGUACUGUUGCUGAUAUAAUAGGUGACAAAAUGGGCCUUCCAAGACCACCAGCCUUUCUAAAUCCAUCUAUAACUGAAGACAUAAUAUUGGAAAAUGGAGUAAAUUAUGCCUCCGGAGGUGGUGGGAUCUUGAAUGAAACUGGUGGCUACUUUAUUCAAAGGCUUUCAUUGAACAAGCAAAUAGAGCUGUUUCAAGGGACACGGGUACUGAUAAGAAAUAAAAUAGGGAAAGAGGCAGCUGAGAAGUUCUUCCAAGGCGCUCGUUAUGUGGUGGCAUUAGGCAGUAAUGAUUUCAUUAACAACUACUUAAUGCCUGCUUACGCUGAUUCAUGGACUUAUAAUGACAACACUUUCCUCGACUACUUAAUGGACACAUUGAGAGGUCAACUCAAGAUUUUGCAUAAGCAAGGGGCAAGGCAGCUGAUGGUGUUUGGGCUAGGCCCAAUGGGCUGCAUUCCCCUCCAGAGGGUGCUGACUACGUCCGGAAGCGGCGGCUGCCAAGCCAGAACAAACAAACUGGCUCUCAGCUUCAACAAAGCAUCAAGCAAAUUACUAGAUGAUUUGUCAAGCACACUUCCUAAUGCAAGCUAUAAAUUUGGUGAUGCUUAUGAUGUCGUAGACGAUGUGAUUGAGAACCCUUCUAAAUAUGGAUUCGAGAACUCGGACAAGCCAUGCUGCUCAUUCGGAAGAAUCCGACCUGCCCUAACUUGUGUGCCUGCAUCAACAUUGUGCAAAGACAGAAGCAAGUAUGUGUUUUGGGAUGAGUACCACCCAUCGGAUGCCGCUAACGAGAUCAUUGCGAAUGAGAUCAUUAAGAAACUCGGAUUUCUUCGUGAUGACAAACCGGGUGCUCCUUCUGAAGCGCCUGCCAUUGCCCCAUCCUCAGAGGAAUAAUUAAAUAGUUUUGCAUACUGCUAAUAGGAUGUUAACUGGUCGGUGCUUUUCUAAGGGAAUAAAAGCUUUCUUCAUAGUAUUCUUCAAGCUUUUAUCAUCAUGUUUUUAAAAGCUUGAGC
Morus notabilis is the source of this 1229-nucleotide messenger RNA. RefSeq names its product GDSL esterase/lipase At1g74460. The transcript has 5 exons. The record is from RefSeq and is a predicted model, not a curated record. Gene Ontology annotation, molecular function: hydrolase activity, acting on ester bonds. Bases 1 to 1110 code for a protein of 369 amino acids. Lineage: Eukaryota; Viridiplantae; Streptophyta; Magnoliopsida; Rosales; Moraceae.